This is a messenger RNA of Hippoglossus stenolepis (Pacific halibut), 5662 nucleotides long. Its product is annotated as SH3 domain-containing protein 19. Gene Ontology annotation, cellular component: ESCRT-0 complex. Gene Ontology annotation, biological process: protein transport to vacuole involved in ubiquitin-dependent protein catabolic process via the multivesicular body sorting pathway. Lineage: Eukaryota; Metazoa; Chordata; Actinopteri; Pleuronectiformes; Pleuronectidae. Gene Ontology annotation, molecular function: protein binding. The record is from RefSeq and is a predicted model, not a curated record.
UGACGUCACGGGGCCGGUGCGCGUGCAGCUGUGCGCUGAGCUCGCGGCGCAGAAACUCUUCACCCGAAACUUGACGUUAAGAAACUGCGCAGUUACGUUCAAACUGCGCAGUUUGAACGUAACUGCGGCUUUGAGCGGUGUUGUCGUGUCCGCGGCUGCUUCGUGCGGAGCCGGAGCGUCUCACGGAGCCGAGCCGUGUUCGGGUGAACUUGUCCCGGGUUGUCGAGGCUGUGGUCGCGCGGCGGCUGCUGGAUGUUUAGCGACGACACAACAACAGCAGCAGGAGCAGGAGGAGGAGGAACAAUGUCGGGAGUUGUGACCUCCUCGUAAACAGCCUGUGGUUCUGACCCGGCUCCGUUUCACUUCCCCCGAGGACAACACCGGAGAGCGGAGAGGAGACAUGGCCGAGGCUCGCUCCGAGGAAGAGGAGGAAAACAUGAGGGAGAGCCGGGAGCAAGUGGUCCGACGACAGCCCCACACCUCCGGAGGUCGUCCUGACAGACGUAAGCCCGAGCAUCGUCACAGCCAGGGUCCUCUCUCGUCCAUCAGAGCUGCCAUCAAAAGAACCUCCACCAGGUCGACCUCUCUCUCCGAGACGUCCAACACCAGAGAGCGAGACAGGGACCGAGAGCGAGACAGGAGGCGACCGGAGAUCACCAUCCUGUCUGCAGAGCCGCUGGCCUCCACCUCCUGGUUCCCAGGGGCCUCUGGGGGUUUCCCACCACCCCCUCCUCCUGCCGCACAGAUCUGGGGACCCACAAUCCCUCCGUCCAUACAGCCGCCUCCUUCGUACGAGGAGGUAAUCAGGGAGAAGACACAGGAGCAGGUUCUCCUUCCUUCUUCUUCUUCCUCUUCAUCCUCAUCUUCAUCCUUAACACGUCCGAUUUCCACAACAACCAUCGCCACACAGACUGACCCAGGAUCUGCUCCUGAUCCACAAGACCCUCAGGUGAGAAGACCGGUGAGGCCCCCACGACCCUCCCCUCUCUCCCAUCCUCCCAAAUCAUCUCACAUCGAUGACAUCACCACCACCGCCAGCCAAUCAACACUCACUUCCCUGAACAGUGACUGUGUCGGAACAAACACGGAGCCCGAGACGGUCACGCACGCCUCGGCACACACACAGUGCUGUGACGUCCUCACGCAGCUUUGUUCACCUUUGACCUCGACCACUUGUGCCCAAACUGACCAGCGGGAUCAGGCUUUUGCUGCAGUUGACUCCGCAACUCCUCCCUCUGCUUCUUCUCAAGUCCCGUUGGAGCGUCCUAGACCACGCCCUCGCUCUAAGCUCGGUGUCCAGCCAAUCAGCAGGAGCGAGGUCGAAGUUCAGACUUUGGUGAAGCUACGUGAGGACGGUUUGGCCACGCUCACCGCCCGUGCUCAGGCUGACACCCCCAACCAAGAAGUUAGUCAGGGGAAGUACCUGCAGGAGCUGCUCGACGCCUUCAGCUCAGACGACUGGGGCUUUCCUGAUCCCCACAGCGACAGCAGUGGUCACAGCCAGUCAGAGAGCGAGGAAGAGGACAUGGCGGCGCUGAAAGCGAGGAUCCAAGCGUUCGAGCAGCAGCAGCAGGUGGCUGAUGGGAGCUGUGGCGACACUAACGACAGAGACUUUGUUGUGACAAAGAAACCUGAACCCCGGCCACGCCCUCGUCUCCAACCGGCAAAAUCUGCCCCUCCCACUGUCGCUCCAAAACCCAAAAACUUUUCACACACUUCCAAACCAUCCAGCAAAGUCUUCUGGGAAGAUGGUGCUUUGACAGCAGAGGUGUCAGAGUCGGUUGCACAGGAAACACGUGAAUCUCUGUCUGAGGAGUCAAACGCUGAAACUCCAACGCCUCCAGAGUCAGCACCUUUUCUCCUGAAACCUGCUGCAGCACCUUGUGUCCUGAAACCUGCUGCAGCACCUUGUCCUGAAACCUGCUGCAGCACCUUGAAACCUUUAGUCGCACCAAAACCACAGUCUCCUACAGAAACACCCCCGUCAUCUAACGUCUCUUCUCCUGCCUCGGCCCCCGUCCCGGCCCCCGUCCCGGCCCCCAGGCCCCCUCCACCCAAACUCACACCCUCUCUCAGUGAAGCUCCAAACCCCAAACCUCCACCCAGACCUCCAGUUGCCCCCAGGGCCGGCAUCGGAGCAGCACAACAGGACAAGAGCAACACAGCUGGGCAAACCAUCCCGACUCUUCCCCCGAGACCCUCAGUGGAGGUCAGCGGUGGAGCACAGGCCGAGCCUCAGGCUGAAGAGACGCAGGACGAUGCAAAACCAACUGUGAAAGUAGGAAGUGUUCGUCCAGGCGUCCCGACCAAACCGGCAGCGCUGACCUCACCACGCAGGGCCAGCGUUCCAAAUCUGGCUCCCAAACCUACUGGAACUUCACCAACGCCUCCGGAUCCAAACCCGGUCUCAUCCAAAUCUGCAACUGCUCCGGCUCCAACCCCCAAACCAUCAGCACCACCGGCCGCCACCGCCACUCCGGUUCCAGCCAAACCCCCCGUCACAGCUCCGGCUCCGUCCCUGAGGAAAAGCCCUGUGAUCCAGCAUAAAGCAGAAACUACCAGAGCUGCAAACCCCUCAGACCCUCCUCUUCCUCGCCGGCCCUCAGGGGAAAAGCUCCUCCCCCUCCGUCCUCCACCAAUCAAAUCCAUUCCUGGGCGUCCGCCACCUCCAGCCGUCAACUCGACCUCCUCAGCCAACCAGAUCCCUCCGUCUUCCAGAGCCAGUCCCACUCUCUCCGUGUCACCAGCCGCCCAGAGUUCACAGACCACUCCCCCUCCUGUAACAGCCAAUCAGCUGCCGGCUCAGAGGCCCUCAAAAAGAGGACCCCCUCUUCCCCCCCGGCCCAAACCUGGACAUCCUCUCUAUACCAGCUACACGAAACAGGAAGUCCUGAUUGUCCUGGACGACCCGCUGCCCUCAGAGCGUCUCCCUGAUGAAGGAGUUGGUCAAACCUCCGUUGUCCCGCUCAUCAACCCAUCACAGUGUCUCCUGGACUUGGACACACAACCAGAGCCUGUCCCUGAUCAGGACGGCCAAUCAAAACCCGCUCUGGAGGACGUCAGCCUAUCGGAGUCACAGUCCAUCCUGCCCGUGCAGCCUCCUGAACAGAAAGAUCAACCAGACCCUCCUCCCGUCAGCGGCCCUCGCUGCGUCGCCUUGUUCGACUACGAGGGCGAGGAGGGCGAUGAGCUCACCUUCUCCCAGGGUGAUGUCAUCGCCCUGCUGGAGCUCAAAGGACAGGAGUGGGGGCGGGGCCAGAUCCACGGGCGAAUAGGAAUAUUCCCCCUGAGCUUCACUGAGGUGGUGGAGCCGCUUCCACAGACGCCGUCAUCACUGGAGGAAACGACCAAGGCCACUGCGAUGGAUACGACAGUGAUAGAAAGUAACGAAGCAAAGACCUCACAGGACUCGAACUCUGAGGUGGAGGUGGAGGAGAAGGUGGAGGUGGAGGAGUGGGCUGUGGCUCUGUUUGACUUCCCCGGUCAGACUGAAGAGGAUCUGUCCUUCCACAAGGGGGCACUGAUCCGAGUGAUUAAGCACAUAGACGCUGAGUGGAGGAGAGGAAGACUGGAGGGGAGGGAGGGGCUUUACCCUGCUGCGUUCACACAGCCGCACCAGGUCCAGCCAAUCCCAGACCAGCAGUCGGCGGUUAAAGGGGCGGGCAAGGCUUUGUUUGACUUCACAGCGAUGGGCGAGGACGAGCUCACGCUAAAGGCCGGUGAUGAUAUAACACAGGUGGAGUCUGUGGAUGAGCAGUGGAUUCUGGGAGUUGUAGGUGGGAGACGUGGGAUAUUUCCGAAAAACUACAUUUCUUUUCUCUGACGAGGACAUUUUGACGAGGGGAUUUUUAAAGAAAGAUUGACUUCCUGUGUCUGUAGCUGCUCUCGGUCAAACGGGCGGGAAACGGCAGCGCCACCUACAGACAGUGUUUUUUUAUUUCUUUUUUCUUUUUCUUCCUGGUCAGCUUUUAUCGGCCGUUUGUGACUGAAUUGAAGAAACAAAGAAGUCUUGACUUGAUUUCGCCUUGAGACUUUGUCAGUGUCACGACGACGACGAAGAACGAGACGGACCUUCGCUGCCUUAACGACGGAAUAAAACUGAUAUGGUGUCGUGUCCCACGUGAUGUUUCCUCUGUGGAACUGGAUUUUACUUUUUGGGGGAUUUGACUCAUGGACUCUGACGACUGCACCUUUAAGAGCCGCUGCUUUAACACGAUUUCAGCUUCUCCUCUUUGUGUCUGAUGACAGAAAGUUUAACAAAGACUUUUUACAUCCUGCGUCAGUGUGCAGCUUCGGAUCGGGACAGUUCCAGAGAGAGGACGACUGCUUCACUCGUUUUGUCUUUAACGAAGUGAAGCAUGAAGAGCGUCUCAUCCGGAGCAGAUUAGAGACUGAUUGAAACGUCCAUAUUGUUCAGCGGUGAGACAAAUAUCGACUCAACAUUUUUCUGUUUCGUGAAGUUCUCACGUGUAGAUAUUUAUGAAAUAAAGUUAAAUGAUUUACGUUCCCGUUAAACUGGAUCAUUUUACACAAAGAAAACUGAAGUUACUUUUUAUAACUUGUUUCUUCAGUGCCGAAUAUUUUCCAAAACUGCUCAAGAAAAAAAGUCGUUCUUUUAUGUGAAGGAGCGAUAACAGAAACAUUUCACGGCACCUGAGAGAAACGCGUUUUGCACAUAUGGAAAAUCGUUGGCAGUGACGAGAAAUAAACUUAAUUGGUAUUAAACAGAUUAAAAUGAUUAAAUUCAUAUAUGAUUUAUAAUCUGGAUUUAAUGUCAUAUAAUUCAUACACAGUGAACUAGAGAAUGUUGUAGUGACGCUUUGUGACGAGUAAUUAGUCCAAUGGAGGAAAACAAAUCGAAGUCAGAAUCUGAAGAGAGUUAAAUUGUAAGUUUAGUCCACAUAUCAUGUUGGCUUUAUUCUGGUUAUAUCACUAUUCUGGUAAUGUUACAACUUUAUUCUCGUAAAUUACAAGUAUCUUCUCAAUGACGAUAUUAUUCUCGUAAUAUUACGACUUUAUUCUCAAUAUCUUAGAUUUUUUUCAGGCUGGUUCUCACACAUUUAUUAGGACCAUAGAAAACGUACUGUUCUUUAACUCUUUCUUUAAUUGUCCCUCACGUGUUCCUCAACAUUUCCUUUUUUACAACGAUACAUUUCAGAAAACAGCAUCUCGUAUUUCUGGACUGAAUCCAGGUCAUUCUCAACAAACUGAAACUUUUUUAUUGCAGAUGAAACGUGGACGACUUUCUCUCCUCUUCUCUAGAUGUUGUCAGUGAUGAUGAAUCUCGUUUGUCACAUGUACAGAUUAAAACUUACUGAAUAACGUUUUUACGCAGACGUUAUUUAUCUCUGUAAUUCGGAUAGUUUUGUAUUUCUGUUUAUACCAGAACGUUUUCAGAUAAUUCAACCCCCCUAAUUUACCAAUGAGCACAUCUUCAGGUAGUUUUGACGAGGACGAUACACAGAAAAACUUCUUGUGUCUGUUUUCUGAGUCGUUUCACUUUAAAGCCUCGAGGUUUGAGUUACAGCCAAUCAGAGUUCGAGAGAAAAUCUUACAGGUUUCAUCUGCAUCAACGUAAUUCUGUGUGUGUGUGUGUGUAAAAGUUUUAUGUAUAACCAAACAUUCCAAGUUUUUAAUCCAAAUAAAGUUUUUAGGCAUUUCA